AACAGCUUUGAUACUACUGUCUUCCAUUCGUUCCGUGUGUAUGAAUUGCCUGCAUCGGAAUAACCUACCACAUCAGCACCUAAAAGCAAGCAACAGUAAACAUAGGAAUGUUCUCGGGAUAAUAAUGGUAUUUUAUAAUAGCAUUUUAUUGACCAUGACGAAAGCCUUUCGUCGUCAGUUCAUGAAGGUAUUUAUUUAGUGGAGACCCCGCAAUUGCCCCGAAAUCUGGGGAAAGCUCCACGCACAUGAAUGGAGUCCAUAAUCCUGACACACGAACAUCGAUUAUCAGGGAUACAGUACUCGCUUCUUGGCCUACCGCAGCAAGAAACUGGAGAUAGUAGGGUUUACUAGUUUAUAUAGCUCGAUAGCUCAAUUGCUUGAUUGCUCGGUAUCCCCAUCUUUUUACUGACUCCACCACGCUCGUAACAAGCCGAGGCCCAAACACCUCGGUAAAGGCGCAACGGCUCCAUUGCAACUACGCGCUAUCAACUUUAUAACAUAUGAGGCGAAUGAUUGCCAUUUCCGUAGUGACAUGAUUGUAGAUUUGUGUAUACCAUCUAAUCCUCCGCAAUAAUGGCAACAUCUACAGAAUUAAAGCCUUUUGGCUCGCCUACACCAUUCGCAGAGCCUUUGUGGUACUCCCGGAACCUGACCCCGCAUUAUAACGAGUCCCAUCGCAAACUAAGAGCUGCGAUAAGAGCAUAUGUUGACGACGAGCUUCUCCCUUACGCGUUUGAAUGGGAGUCUGCAGGGGAAGUGCCAGACUGGGCCCUCAAGCGACACGCGGAACUGGGCUUUCACGCCUUGCACACAAAACUUGACAAUGUGCGGCUUCCAGGCGAUAUUCUAUUGAAGGACUGGGAUAAUUGGCAUACUCUGAUUAUUACCGAUGAGCUCGCACGAGUGGGAUACACUGGAAUCUUAUGGGGACUUGGUGGUGGCAACGGCAUUGGAGUUCCUCCGAUUGCAAACUUUGGAACUCAGGAGCAGAAAGACCGCUUUUUACCUGGAGUGGCCGACGGUAGUAUUCGCUUUUGCUUGGGUAUUACGGAGCCAGAUGCUGGAUCCGACGUGGCCAACAUCAAGACAACCGCCAUCCGUCAAGGCGACCACUACAUUGUCAAUGGUUCGAAGAAGUGGAUUACCAACGGCAUCUGGGCGGACUAUGUCACAGCUGCUGUCCGCACUGGUGGCCCUGGCUCAAAGGGCAUCUCGGUGCUCGUCAUCCCCAUGAAAGUUGAGGGUGUCACCACUCGCAAAAUGUUCAACUCUGGAGUUGGUGCAUCCGGAUCUACAUUCAUUGAGUUCGACAAUGUCAAGGUGCCCGUGUCAAACUUACUCCACAAGGAAGGCCGAGGCUUUGAGGUUAUCAUGUCGAAUUUCAAUCCGGAGCGAAAGAGUAUGAUUACAUCUGCGCUACGUAUGUCGAGGGUGUGCUGUGAGGAUGCAUACAUGCAUGCCAGCACACGCGAGACAUUUGGCAAGAAGCUGAUCGAAAACCCUAUUAUUCGCGCGAAGUUCCUGAAGAUGGGCAGGUUAAUCGAGCCUGCCUUUGCUUUCUUGGAACAGCUAACUUGGAUGAUGGAGGAGAGCCGGAAGACCGGGAGGACUGACAUCAGGAUUGGGGGAAUGACGGCUAUGGGGAAAGUAAUGGCGACGAGGUGCUUGGAGUCGUGCGUUAGAGAAGCGCAACAGGUUAUGGGCGGGUUGGGAUACUCCAAGGGCGGCAAAGGCGGGAGAAUUGAGGCAAUUUCGAGAGACGUGAGAGUUAUGGCUGUUGGUGGUGGAAGCGAGGAAAUUCUCAGUGAGCUGGCGCUGAGGGAAGAGGCAAAGGAUCUUUUCCUGUACCAUAAAACGAAGCUAUGAUUUGUAUUGUAAGUACUGGGCAUAUAUAGCAGAC
This is a messenger RNA of Pseudogymnoascus verrucosus, 1900 nucleotides long. RefSeq lists its product as uncharacterized. Gene Ontology annotation, molecular function: oxidoreductase activity, acting on the CH-CH group of donors; flavin adenine dinucleotide binding. The transcript has 5 exons. The record is from RefSeq and is a predicted model, not a curated record. The coding region runs from base 574 to 1866 and encodes 430 amino acids. Lineage: Eukaryota; Fungi; Ascomycota; Leotiomycetes; Thelebolales; Thelebolaceae.